Prorocentrum cordatum is the source of this 185-nucleotide messenger RNA. NCBI's taxonomy places the organism in Eukaryota, Dinophyceae, Prorocentrales, Prorocentraceae. The record is from the annotation of a GenBank genome assembly.
CAUGCGAUUCGGCAAGCGCUUCGCCGAGGUCGCGCAGAGCGGCAGGCCGAAUGAGCCGUACGUGUCGUACAAGGAGCUCAAGCACACGGUCAGCAAGGUGGCCAGCCUCAUCGGCGGCGGCGGCGGCGGGGGCGCCUCCUCGGACGAUGAAGACUGCGCUCCGGCGGUCUACCCCGCGUGCUCUG